AUGCCGUCUGCACAGAGCUCCCCGAUGACGCGGAGCGCCGCGGCCAAACUGCGGGCCAAGCGCAAGAGCGGAGGCGGCGAGGACGACGCUACCCUCGGCAGUGAUGCGCCCAUGACCGAUGCCGCGCCGAUGCAGGAGGACGAGUCGCCCGCGACGAAGCGCCGGAAGCUGCCGGUGCGGUUUAAAGAGGGCAAAGCGGCGACGGAGGAAAAGAAAGAGAAGAUAGCAGAGGACGAAGAGGAUGUCGACGAAGAAGAAGAAGACGCUGCGGACAGCGACGACGAGGCUCCCGAGGCCAUUUCGACGGUGCAGGCCGCCGCCGCAACCCGCCACUCGGCCCAGAAAGCGUCGAAAGCAGCAGACAAACGCGCCGCCGACGAGAAACGCAAGCGCCAGGAAAAAGACGCCCGCCUCAAGGCGCAGGCCGGGGCACGCAAGGCACGAGAAGAAGCCGCGGCCGAGGCCGCCGCAGCAGUAGCAGCAGAAAAAGAAGAAGAAGCAGCAGCAGCAGAGGCUCAGAGGGCAGAGGAGGCACAGCAGCCACGAAAGUCGGUGUCCAAGCUGCUGCCACUGGAGUUUUUGGAUUCCGACAGCGAGGGCGAGGACGAGGUCCAAGACAAGGCCACGACGAAAACGACCACGUCAACAUCCACGGGCACUCCUGCCAAAGCACUGUCCAAGGGCCUCCAGGCCACGCGCCCACGCAAGCCCAAGGCACACCCCCGCGACCGCCAGCUGGGCACGACCGUGUACCGGCUGCUGGCCGAGACCGGUCCCAAGACGCUGGCACCCAAGAUGGGCAAAGCGGCACGCAACAUGAAGCAGAGCCUGCAGGUACGGCACCGGGUCGGCAAGCCAGUUAACGCCGGUUUCCUGCGGCGGUGA
Messenger RNA from Sporothrix schenckii 1099-18, 885 nucleotides. Its product is annotated as u3 snoRNA associated protein. Lineage: Eukaryota; Fungi; Ascomycota; Sordariomycetes; Ophiostomatales; Ophiostomataceae. Gene Ontology annotation, biological process: rRNA processing. The record is from RefSeq and is a predicted model, not a curated record. The transcript is spliced from 2 exons. Gene Ontology annotation, molecular function: snoRNA binding. Bases 1 to 885 code for a protein of 294 amino acids.